CAUCACAAACGGAGUUGAGGCGGUGGCAUGACGCUUAAAUGCGUAGGAUGGACACUAUCCGCAUAAUGCAUCAUAAGUAAAACUUUAAACUUCAAACUUCGAUCAUGAAUGCACUGGAAUAACAGCAACAGGUUAAUUGCACAUGAGAGCACAUUAUAGAUUAGCGAAACCUAUUCCUCACGCGUUCUACGCAGCAAAUGGCUAGUUUAAUCAACUGUUUGGUGCUUUAAGAAGCAGGCUGCAUAACGAAUAGUGACAUUACAUUAACUCCAAUAAGAAAGCUCUUGGAAUAAAUUUAAAUUUGGACAGGAUCUUUGAGUGAACGCUUCCUCAGCACGAAUAACGGUCAUCAUUUCAAGAUCAUCAGCUUAUCUGUGGAGAUGGACCUCCUCUUUAGCCUCUUUUUGCAUCACUGACUUUGAUAUGCCUUCUCUGCUUCAUCAAAUCCCAGCACUCGGAGCAGAGAGCACCUGAUUGGAGACGCUGUUGCACAAGAAACAGAGUAGAAUCAGAAACAACAAGACGAACAAGAGCGCUGUGUCGUGGUAGGAGGUUUCACCAAGGCCGCAGUGCAUCAUGGGUAAGCAGAACAGCAAGCUGCGUCCGGAGGUGCUGAACGACCUGCGGGAGAACACAGAGUUCACCGACCACGAGCUCCAGGAGUGGUACCGCGGCUUUCUCAAGGACUGCCCAACCGGUCACCUGACUGUCGACGAGUUCAAAAAGAUCUACGCCAACUUCUUCCCCUACGGCGACGCCUCCAAGUUCGCCGAGCACGUCUUCCGUACCUUUGACACCAACGGCGACGCCACCAUCGACUUCCGGGAGUUCAUCAUCGCGCUGAGCGUGACGUCGCGCGGUGGCCUUGAGCAGAAGCUGCGCUGGGCCUUCAGCAUGUACGACUUGGACGGCAACGGAUACAUCAGCCGUGCAGAGAUGCUCGAGAUUGUCCAGGCGAUCUACAAGAUGGUGUCGUCAGUCAUGAAGAUGCCAGAAGACGAGUCCACUCCGGAGAAACGCACCGACAAGAUCUUUAGACAGAUGGACACAGAUAACGAUGGACGGCUCUCGUUGGAGGAGUUCAUCAAGGGAGCCAAGAGUGACCCCUCUAUUGUGCGCCUCCUGCAGACGGACCAGAGCACCUCGCACCAGUUCUGAGCUUUACAUCCAACCCCCUCCAUCUUUCUCUCCCUCCCUAUCUCAGUCUUGCUCCAUCCUUCUCUUUUACCUCCAGCAAUCAGUUCUGAGAUCCACAUCCACCCUCCCCCAUCUUCUCUUUUACCUCCAGCAAUCAGUUCUGAGAUCCACAUCCACCCUCCCCCAUCUUCUCUUUUACCUCCAGCAAUCAGUUCUAAACUCCAAUCCCCCCCUCCCUCACACACAGACACACAAUCCCCCCCUCCCUCACACACAGACACACAAUCCCCCCCUCCCUCCCCCCCUUUUCAACUCCUGCGGUCAGAACAGGGCACCUGGACUGAGCGCCUCAUCUCUCCCCUCUGCAAAUGACCACCAACCCCUCUCCACACACACCCUCCGCCUUCUCCAUCUCGCACCUCCUGCCGGGUCCGAGGUCGAAGCGGUUCUGAUCGGAUCCUCUCAUCCCCACCCAUCCACCAUCUUUCCUUCUCUCUCACUCCCGCUUGAUCAAGCCUACACCCCUCAACAGCUCUCUCAACAACCAGCCCUGUACAGCAUCCCAGCCAGACAGAGCUUUGGUGCUGACCAAGCCAUAGAGGGAAGUUAGUUCCUCAAACUGGCACGGUUAACGGCCUACCUGCUAAGUCUUAUCUGGUGUUAUUGUGUAACCAUCGUACAAGCAACUCUGUUACUCCUUUGGUGCUUCAGUGACCACCACUGAGGUCAAUGCUUUGCAGUCGGCUGAUAGUGUUUGGCCUAUUAGGUGGCGGCUUUGUGAUUAGUUGACCUGUGUGAGCCUGUUGCAAGUUACAGAAAUUACGCCCCACACUCCUCUUCUCCUGCUUUUAUUGUACAUUCCACAAAGGUAUGGUCUUGAGGCUAAAUGUUUUUAUAUUGUUGUAUUACCUUAUUUUAAAUGGAGGUCCAAGUGCCAAAAGUAUCUCAUAUUUGUACUAAAGGUAUCAUACUUAUCAGUAACCGCCAGUGACUUUAUAUUGGUGUUGAAUGUUUUCAUAAAGACAGUGGCUUGUGUGCUUCUAACAUUGCUGUUGCUGAGCGACUGUGACAGCUCUGUUUUGCCAUAUUUCUGUCAGUUCUGUUUUUAACUGACAUGUUACAGUGUAAUUUCAUCAUUGGUCUAUUAGCGUUAUCAGACCGUAACGUUCACCCACAGUGAAACAGCCAGGCUAAAUAAGAGGGCUAGAACACCCUCUUCGUCCAUCCAUUCAUCUCACUGUUUACAUUUUCAAAAUGGAAAAUAAAUAAACUCUGGAUGAGGUCA
Alosa alosa (allis shad) is the source of this 2422-nucleotide messenger RNA. RefSeq names its product hippocalcin-like 1 (gene hpcal1). The coding region runs from base 577 to 1158 and encodes 193 amino acids. Gene Ontology annotation, molecular function: calcium ion binding. The record is from RefSeq and is a predicted model, not a curated record. Lineage: Eukaryota; Metazoa; Chordata; Actinopteri; Clupeiformes; Clupeidae. The transcript is spliced from 5 exons.